UGGGGUGAAGAUCAUCCUGAUCACUCUAUUCCUUGAUGAUGGUGGUGGGGUCCUCUGAAUUCAGAAAUCAAUGUGGGUGGUGGGUCCUGGGCUAGGUUUGGGCCAAGGAACACCCCGUGGGCUGUUCUGACUCCUGUUGACCAAGAAGUCUUUGUCUUGACCUGGGCAUACAGCUGGAACCCACUCAGUGCCAGCUGCCACAAAGAGAAAACUUGCUCAUGGCCAAAGCAGGCUUCCCUGGGCAGGAGCUCAAGAGGAUAGGGCAGUGCACAAAGGUUCUGUUCUGCCGUGAGGCCGUUAGUUGACUGCCCCUGUGAACACCUGUGCUUUCCACAUAGGCCCAAAGGAUUCCACUCUGGGUUUCCUCCUGGAACAGAUCAGUUUUAUAGUAGGGGGCUAUGCCUAGGGUUUCUUAUGGGGAGGGGGAGUAACACUGCUAAAAGGCCCCCAAGGAGACUUAGCCCAGCCCACAUGGGCAUGGGUACUGCUCUUUUCUCCAGGAGGACCUCAAAGAUAACUCCUCUGAUGUAGGAAUAAUAAAAUAAUUUGUUAGUUCCUAGUCUUUGAACCAUCUAGGCUUCCAAAAUUACAAUCCUAUGCCAGCCUCAGGCACAACAGUCCUCAUGGGAGCUAAGCUAAAGUCAGGGUACUUCCUGCCUCACUUGGAUAAAUUCAAGGUUAGCCUGGGGUGUCCUCGGAGGCUGGCACCUUUGUGUCCAUUUUCGAGGUUCACUCAGACAGAGGACUGAGAAGGUGGGGCAUUCUUUUGGUCCAGGAACAAUGGGGUGCCAGCGCACAGUCCCUCACUGCCCAGACCUCGGGGGGCGGGGGGGAUCUGUUCUAUUUUCUUGUGGCCGCAGUCUCCUUGACUGUAGUAAAGUACAGAAAGAGGGAUCCAGGCCCCUAUCACCUAUGCCAAGCUCUAGCUUGGGACCACAAAAGCUGCCCUGUCCUGGGAAAAGGUACAGAUGGUGAUGUCACUGCUCCUCGCCCCAAUUCAAAGAUGCGCUCCCGAGGCGCUGGUCAAGUCCUCCCAGACACCUGCAAGCUAUCGCGCGACACCACAGGGCUCUCUACCGCCCCCAGGCCUCCAAGUUCCGCCCCUGGUCACGCCCCCUAGAGCUUGUCCAAUGAGGGGCAAGCAUUCAGGGCCCGCCCCGGUCCUGUGUUGUCAUUUCCGGUCCGUUCCCGGAAGUCGCGCCGUGGAGCCAAAUUUGAAGAGAGCGGGGGCGCGUCCAGGAAGCUGGAGCUGUCGCAGCUUCCUUGGCUACCUGGGCCUCUUGAGUCUAACAGUCAUGCCUAUCCGUGCGUUGUGCACUAUCUGCUCGGACUUCUUCGACCACUCUCGAGACGUGGCCGCCAUACAUUGCGGCCACACCUUCCACCUGCAGUGCCUGAUUCAGUGGUUCGAGACAGCCCCAAGUCGGACUUGCCCACAGUGCCGAAUCCAGGUUGGCAAAAGAACCAUUAUCAACAAGCUCUUCUUUGACCUUGCCCAGGAAGAGGAGAGUGUCUUGGAUCCAGAAUUCUUAAAGAAUGAACUGGAUAACGUCAGAGCCCAGCUUUCCCAAAAAGAGAGGGAGAGACAGGACAGCCAGGCCAUCAUCGACGCUCUGCGGGACUCGCUGGAAGAGCGCAAUGCCACUGUGGAAUCUCUUCAGAAGGCCUUAAGCAAGACCGAGAUGCUGUGUUCCACUCUCAAAAAGCAGAUGAAAUACUUGGAACAGCAGCAGGAUGAAAACAAACAAGCACAGGAAGAAGCCCGCCGGCUCAGGAGCAAGAUGAAGACCAUGGAGCAGAUUGAGCUUCUACUUCAGAGCCAGCGGCCUGAGGUGGAGGAGAUGAUCCGAGAUAUGGGUGUGGGACAGUCAGCGGUGGAGCAGCUAGCUGUGUACUGUGUAUCCCUCAAGAAAGAGUAUGAAAAUCUAAAAAAGGCACGGAAGGCCUCAGGGGAGCUGGCUGACAAGCUGAGGAAGGACUUGAUUUCCUCUAGAAAUAAGCUGCAAACAGUCUACUCUGAAUUGGACCAGGCUAAGUUAGAGCUGAAGUCUGCCCAGAAGGACUUACAGAAUGCUGACAAGGAAAUCACGAGCCUAAGAAAGAAGCUAACAAUGCUGCAGGAAACCUUGAACCUGCCACCAGUGGCCAGUGAAACUGUCAACCGCCUGGUUUUAGAAAGCCCAGCUCCUGUGGAGAUGCUGAACCUGAAGCUCCGCCGGCCAUCCUUCGGUGAUGACAUUGACCUCAAUGCUAUCUUUGAUGUGAACACUCCCCCAGCCCGGCCCUCCAGCUCCCAGCAUGCUCACUGCAAGAAGCCCUGCAUGGAGAAGGCACACUCUCCUGAUCAAGACGUCUCCAAGAAGGUAGCCAAAGGCUCCAAGCAGGAGCCCCAGCUCUUGCUGGGUGGCCAGCGCUGUGCAGGAGAGCUAGAUGAGGAACUGGCUGAUGCCUUCCCUGUCUUCAUCCGCAAUGCUGUCCUGGGCCAGAAGCAGCCCAAAAGGGCCAAGACAGAGUCCUGUCGAAACACAGAUGCUGUAAGAACAGGCUUCGAUGGGCUUGGAGGCCGGACAAAAUUCAUUCAACCUACUGACAUUGCCGUGAUCCGCCCACUGCCUGUUAAACCCAAGGCCAAGACCAAACAGAGAGUAGGAGUGAGACCUCUGAACCCUCCCUCCCAGGCCAAGAUGGACACCUUCCUGUGGCAGAGAGACCAGUGAAUCUGAGCAGUGCUUCUGACUUGUAGGUCAAGGACUGGCCAGGCCAGGGUUUUGGGGGGAUGGCCCCUCUUCACCAGUCUUGGGAGCAAGGACAGCAAGCAGGUGAGAGUGACAGUGACACCCAGACACUAUGCUCUUCCUGCACUUACUCUGCCCCACUCCCAUCACAGUGGGCCUGUCUUUUGGAGCUGAUAUGGUCAAUUCGCUGUUCUUGUGAACAGCCCAUUCCUGGUUCUGGGAUUCUAUUUAUAGCCAUUAUUAGAUUGGUUGGGUUCCUUCUGGUCCUAGAGACCAGGCUCAUGUGUUGACUGGCUUUAUGGACCAAAAUGCUUGAGGACUUUAAUCUUCUACCUGCCUCUGACCUGCUAGGCAUGACUGGGCAAUAGGGGAUGGUGUGGGGAGAGGAUCGUGAAAGAUUUCUAUGUAAAAUAAAGAAAGAAUCUCUUCUUCCUG
Molecule: messenger RNA, 3170 nt
Organism: Oryctolagus cuniculus (rabbit)
Lineage: Eukaryota; Metazoa; Chordata; Mammalia; Lagomorpha; Leporidae
Gene: TRAIP
Product: TRAF interacting protein
Biological process (GO): protein ubiquitination; replication fork processing
Cellular component (GO): nucleus; site of DNA damage
Molecular function (GO): ubiquitin protein ligase activity
Source: RefSeq, a predicted model, not a curated record